UCAGCUUUUGUCACUUAGCAGUUAAAUGCUUUUUCUGAAUAUUCAGUCUCGAAACAAUUGUAAAACUUGAUCACUUUUUAUUAAUUUUUUAUUUUAAAAAUAUUAUUUUAUGGAUCAAGUAAUACGCGGCAUCUUGAAAACGGAACGCAGGGCAGAUGCUAAUAAAAAGAAAAUUCACUUCGAUAAGUACAAUGUGAUGCAAACAAUGCGUUUGACUCAGAGAACGGAUAAUGUGGAAACUCCUAUUACGGUAAAUGAUGAAAAUCAUGGCAAUCUGGAUAUACCUACUCUGAUGAAGCAACUGAAUAUUGCAUCGGACUCUGCAUUCUUUAACAUUCCCGAGGAUUCUGAGGACUCUUCUGCUGAUGAUGAUGAUGAGUUCCCGGAAUUAAUACAGGAAAAGGUACGACGCUUGGAGUUCACUAGGCGUCGCAAAAUGCAUUACAAGGAGUAUUUCACAGUGCCUGUGGCACGUCAACUUAUACAUGAAGAAUUGAACGAUUUAGAAUGCAGCGGGGAGAGUAAAAAUUUUACAACGAAUUCUCAAAUAUCUCCGAACUUGAGUUGUUCUCUCGAAUUUUGUGAAUCCAAUGAAUCCCUCGGCAAGAAAGCUACAGAAAGCUCUAUACAACUGAGCUCGUCUCUUGAUAAUGAUACACUUACAAUUAGUGAUAUAGUGGUUGAGCCUGGUUUUGAUUCCAAUCAUCGUUGCUAUCAAACCUUAAUGGCAGAUUCAAGCCAAGUAAAUCUAUAUAACUCGAUUUGAGUAUCGUUAUAUGUAUAUUUUAUACAUUCAUAAAAAAUAAAAUUGG
Molecule: messenger RNA, 812 nt
Organism: Drosophila willistoni
Lineage: Eukaryota; Metazoa; Arthropoda; Insecta; Diptera; Drosophilidae
Product: protein phosphatase inhibitor 2
Exons: 1
Coding region: 110-766 (218 amino acids)
Biological process (GO): regulation of signal transduction
Molecular function (GO): protein phosphatase inhibitor activity
Source: RefSeq, a predicted model, not a curated record